ACACAGACCGCUCCUCCUCGGCAUUGCAUACCAGUAAACAUCUCAUCUACGCACACAGGGUUUCUCAAGUUUUUGAGACAUAUCCCGUGUAUAUUGCGCUUUGAAUCGCGCAGUACCGUGGCAGCUGCUAUGGAGUUUGAGGUGCUGGCAAAAUGUCCAAUCACACGAGCAAGGGUAUCGCGAAUGAAGCUUCCACAUGGCAUAACAAUGCUACCUACUUUCAUGCCCGUGGCGACUCAGGCUGCUAUCAAGGGCUUGACGGCGCACCAAGUCGAAGCACUUGGUAUCACCUUAAUACUGAACAACACCUACCAUCUAAAUUUACGACCUGGGACCAAGAUACUCAGAGAUGUUGGUGGAGCGCAUCGAUUCCAAGGAUGGAGGCAUAAUCUGCUCACAGAUAGUGGCGGAUUCCAACUUGUUUCCUUGAACAAGUUUACGCAGAUUACAGAAGAAGGCGCUCUUUUUGCUAGCCCAUUCACAGGAGAACCUACGAUGCUUACCCCAGAAGAGAGCAUAUCCAUUCAACAUGCCAUUGGCUCCGAUAUUAUGAUGCAGCUAGACGAUGUAGUGCACACGCUCACGGUCGGGCCGCGUGUGGGCGAGGCGAUGUGGAGAACAAUACGGUGGCUUGACCGUUGUAUCGACUUCCAUGAGAAUUCGGGUCGAAAGAACAGCCAAAGCUUGUUCGCAAUCGUUCAGGGGGGCAUUGAUCCUGAGCUGCGUGAUCAGUGUCUCGACGAGAUGGUCAAGAGGAAAGACCGAGUCGCCGGAUACGCUAUUGGAGGGCUCAGUGGGGGAGAAGAGAAAGACACGUUUUGGAGAAUAAUCAAACAAUGCGCGGACAAGCUACCUGAAGACCGGCCUCGUUAUUCCAUGGGCAUUGGCUUCGCCGAAGAUCUUCUGGUCUGCGUCGCACUCGGGGUUGACAUGGCAGACUGCGUGUUCCCGACGAGAACAGCUCGCUUCGGCGUGGCCUUGACAUUCAACGGUCCGCUAAAUAUCAGACUAAAGAAGCACGCUACUGAUCUGCGGCCAAUCGACGAAACAUGUACAUGCCCAACCUGUACGAGCGGGACGUCACGAGCGAUGCUACACCACAUUGUCACAUUGGAAACGGCAGGUGCACAUGCCCUCACGCAACACAAUAUCGUGUUCCAAGCACGAGUGAUGGGCGGUGCACGGGAUGCGAUCAUGAACGGCACUUUCCCAACAUAUCUCAAGACUUUCUUCGCCAAUUACUUCGGCGACACUGGAUACCCAGAAUGGUGUGUCAACGCCUUACGCAGUGUCGGUGUCGACUUGCUUGAAGAUAGGCCACACACAAAGAUCAUAGCAGGCGACGCAACGAAAUGGGAGUAUUCUGAUGCAGCUUGAAGCAGUAGAUAGAGAACAGUCGAUUGG
Rhodofomes roseus is the source of this 1404-nucleotide messenger RNA. Its product is annotated as Queuine tRNA-ribosyltransferase. Gene Ontology annotation, molecular function: tRNA-guanosine(34) queuine transglycosylase activity. The coding region runs from base 130 to 1377 and encodes 415 amino acids. NCBI's taxonomy places the organism in Eukaryota, Fungi, Basidiomycota, Agaricomycetes, Polyporales, Fomitopsidaceae. The record is from RefSeq and is a predicted model, not a curated record. Gene Ontology annotation, cellular component: cytosol. The transcript is spliced from 12 exons.